Molecule: messenger RNA, 1005 nt
Organism: Oppia nitens
Lineage: Eukaryota; Metazoa; Arthropoda; Arachnida; Sarcoptiformes; Oppiidae
Gene: Dim1
Product: thioredoxin-like protein 4A
Exons: 1
Coding region: 136-564 (142 amino acids)
Biological process (GO): mRNA splicing, via spliceosome
Cellular component (GO): U5 snRNP; spliceosomal complex; U4/U6 x U5 tri-snRNP complex
Source: RefSeq, a predicted model, not a curated record
CAAAAAAAAAUAAUAAAAACGUAAACAACAAACACAUUGACUGAUUGAUUGAUUGACACAAUUAUAACAAGUGGUUAAACCUCGGGAUCAGCUACUGGUGACUGUGGACAAACCUAACCUAACCAAUCGAUAAUCAUGUCUUAUAUGUUACAACAUCUACAAAACGGCUGGCAAGUCGACCAGGCCAUCCUAUCGGAGGAAGAUCGGGUAGUGGUCAUCCGUUUCGGACACGAUUGGGACCCGUCCUGUAUGAAAAUGGACGAAAUCCUAUACGGUAUCGCCGAAAAGGUCAAAAAUUUUGCCGUCAUAUAUCUGGUCGAUAUUACCGAAGUACCCGAUUUCAAUAAAAUGUACGAACUGUACGAUCCGUGUACGAUAAUGUUUUUUUUCCGCAACAAACACAUUAUGAUUGACCUGGGUACCGGUAAUAACAAUAAGAUUAAUUGGGCACUGGAGGACAAACAGGAAAUGACCGAUAUAUUGGAAACGGUUUAUCGGGGGGCCCGAAAAGGCCGCGGUUUGGUUGUAUCGCCCAAAGAUUAUUCGACUAAAUAUCGGUACUGAUUGGGUGGUCAUCGACGGUCAUCGACAGCAGUGGUGGUCAUCAUUAUCAUCGACAGUGGUUAGUGUUGUUGUUGGUAGUCAUCAUCAUCAGUGGUGGUAACCAUUGUGUGUAACAAUUGAUUGAUUGUAAUUAAUUUCAUUGAUUUAAUUUGAUUUGAUUUUUUUGUUGUAUUAAUAAUACUGUAAUAAUUAUAUGAUAUGAUUGAUUGUAAUAUUAAUUAUUUAUGUUUGUAAUAAUUUUUAAUUAUUCGACAAAAUAUCGGUACUACUUAUUGGUGGUCAUCGACAGUGUGUGGUUAGUGUUGUGGUGAUAGUCAUUACCAUUAGUGGUGGUAACCACCGAUGCUGAUGGGGGAGAGGGGGAAGUAUUUUGGGUGACCAUUAAAAUGUGUGUAACAAUUAAUUAAUUGAUUGAUUGAUUUUUUUAUAUUGUAAUUAAUU